CAAAUAGCAUGGCGCCGCUUCCUGCAUAACCUCAGCAGUGUGUAGCUCAGUGUGUAGCUCAGUGUGUAUUUUAGUGUGUAUCUUAGUGUGUAUUUCAGUGUGUAUCUCUGUCAGCUGGAGGUGAUCAGCCUGAUUCAGAUCAUCGGAGCUGCUGGUUUUGGACGUCAUGGUGUUGAAGGUUUUCUUCCCUCAGUGCUGUAACCGUGCCGACAGCGGGCUGCUGGUCGGCCGCUGGAUCGACGGCCAUGACGCGGCCGUGGUUCUGACGGUGAUCCACUACCCGUUCAUCCCGGGUCAGGUCAAGCUCUACGUCCAGCAGAUGCAGGCUCAGAGCAGAGUGGAGCUGUCGGUUUUGGGCUCGUGGAGUUUACCCAAAGAGGGUCAGGAGGGCAUGGAGAGCUUCCUCAGGGACCUCAGCACCAUCUUCCCCCAGGAACGCUGGCUCCAGAUCAGCCGUGAGAUCGGCAAGACGGGCUUCCACUAGGUGCUGCAACGGGAUCAGAAUGGAAGAGCAGUUCAGCAGGAGCCAAAAAAGAAGAAGAAGAAGGAGGAGGAAGAGGACGGUGAAGCAGAGGAGGAGGAGGAGGAAGAGGAGGAUGACGAGGAGAAGGUGAUCUUCGUCCACUACGAGCAGAGGAAGGUGAUGCUGUCGCAGCUCCAUCCCAUCCAGAACGGCGUUCCCGACCCUCAAGCUGAUCCUCCGUCUGAGCUGAGACAGGUGUUCCAGACGGUGGCCCACAGCGACCCUCUCUUCUUCAUGGACAAGUACGACGAUGGCCCGCUGAAGUCGACGCACUGGCAGACGGAGGGUCGCGAGGCCAGCAUAAUCGUGGAGCUGCUCAAACACGCGUCGGUGCCGGUGUGUCUGCUCGUCAGCUGGCUGCUCUCCGUGUGGACGUGGAUCUGCGGCAUGCGGAUCUUCAGUCUUUACCCGCUGCGCUUCCUGUCCACAAAACUGUCGACGUGUGUUCAGCUGAGCUACCGAACCGAACACAUGAGGACGCUCAGCUCUCCGAAAGCAGCCGCGGGACACACGGAGUUCAUGAGGUUGAAAGCAAACAUCCUGGUUUCCUUCCUGGUCGACGUGGCUCUCGGCAUGUUGCUCAUCUGGUGGCUCUACAGAGAAAACCACAUCGCUAUGUUGGCCAACACACUGGUGCCUGCAGCCGACCAUGUGGCCAAAGAGCUGGACGAGCUGCUGCAGUGGCUGAUGGGAGCUCCUGCUGGGCUGAAGAUGAACCGGGCUCUGGACCAAGUCCUGGGUCGCUUCUUCCUCUACCACAUCCACCUGUGGAUCAGUUACAUCCACCUCAUGUCUCCCUUCAUCGAGGGGAUCCUCUGGUACGGAGGUCUGUCCGCCUGCUUCGGCCUGACCUUUGCCCUCUCGCUGCUCUCUGACAUGGUGGCUCUGCUCACCUUCCACAUCUACUGCUUCUACGUCUACGGAGCCAGGCUCUACUGUCUGAAGAUUUACGGGCUCUCGUCUCUCUGGAGGCUCUUCAGAGGGAAGAAGUGGAACGUGCUGCGGCAGAGAGUCGACUCCUGCUCCUACGACCUGGACCAGCUGUUCAUCGGCACUCUGCUGUUCACCAUCCUGCUGUUCCUGCUGCCGACCACGGCGCUCUACUACCUGGUCUUCACUCUGGUGAGGCUGGUGGUUGUGCUGUUUCAGGGCGUCCUCCACCUCAGCGUGGACUUCAUCAACUCCUUCCCUCUGUUCGCCGUCUGCCUCCGCAUCUGUCGGCCCUACAGACUGGCAGAAGGUGUAAAGUUCAGGGUGUUGUCUGAGGAACCGGGGACGGCCCUUCACCUGCUGAUGGAGAUUAACCCCUUAAAGGGCAACACAGUGGUUCAGACGUACCGCACCCCGACGUACAGCUGCUACCCCAAAGACUCGUGGGCGGCGUUGGUCAAGAAACUGUUUGUGGGCGAGCUGAUUUACCCCUGGAGACACAAAACUACCAAGACCGACUGAGAGAGAUAUCAGCCAGAAAAUGAGAGAGAGAGAGAGAGAGAGAGAGAUGAGGGAACAGAGGAAAGGGAAGAGGCUGAAUAAAUAAUGAGAUGGAAACAGACAGAUGGAGGGGAAAGAAGGGGGGGGAGGGGAAAGAAGGGGGGGGGGGGGGGGUGAAACCGGUAUGAAGACCUUUUUUUUGAGUGACGCUGCUUUCAUGUUAGACGGGAAAAGGACGUCAGAGCUGAAGCUGCCAAGUCACCACAGUCGAGGAGAAGAGUGAUAAAUAUGAGCAAAUGUGGCAGAAAACGACCAAAAAAACCAGCAAGUACUCAUGUUGUCCUGCUGCGGUUUAACAGCUGUCAUCAUAAAAAUAGAUUUUCGGUACGUGUCGAGUACAUUUUUACUUUAUUCCACAUUGACUUGACACCUUUAACUUCACAUUAGGUGUUUUUUGAGAAAUUCGACACAAUGAAGCAGCCGAAACACACAAAAAUGAGGGACCAAAACAAUGACUUAAUGUGUGUGUGAUGAGGAUUUAAUCAGAUGAGUUACAUUUCAAAUAUGGAGAUAAGAUGUUAUGCUUUUAAAAUGAUUUAUUAAGGACGACUGACCAGUAAAUAUAUACACACCCAGAAGUCCAUGUACUGUAGUUUAAACUCUCUGAACUCAUAGUGUGAUCAACUAUGAAACUCUUACUGUGAAUGUGAAUAUUCCUGCUGUUCGUGACCUUAUGACAAAGCUAAAUUAGAAAGAUUCAACACAUUUUCAGCAAUGUGAAAAGCUGCAAAGAACGUUAAUAGAAUGGCGUUCCUAGUAUUUUGUCCACUCCUGUUAACAUGCAUUAGUGGAUCAAAUAGUACACCACCACCACUGACUAUGACCUCAAUAAUAAACAUACAGUACAAUUAUCACCUUUCUGACAAUAUCAACAAUAACUGAACAUUUAUAACCUUCGUAAAUGAAGUUAAAGCAGAGCUGUUUGUAUUGGAUAGCAUUAGAUUGCUCAGGUGUUCCCUAUAAAGUGACUGGUGAGUGUACAUGUCAAUAAGAGUCAUAUUUAAAUGCUCUUUAAGUGCGAUUCUGCGGUUCGGUGUAAUUUCGACCUAGCGUCAUAUGCACCAUGACGUCUAUCCAACCACCCCCCCGCUAUUUUUUUUUCAUUUUGUCGCAAAUUAGUGGAGUUAAAGCGAUCAGCCGAAUGGCUCAGUACAGGCGCUAACGGACCCACCAGUGUAUCUUGUAAAUUACUCCACUAAAAAUGCCUGGGUUGUUAUCAAACUUCUACAGUAGUACAAAUAGGGUCUUUACUCAUAAAUCGAUGCAUUGGAAAGUUUGUGAGUACACCAGGAGUUUAUUAAAAUAAACACUUACCUGAUGGCUUUGACUCUGCUGCUACUGCUAAAGCUGUAGACAUCGUCGAAAUCUCGUGCGACCACACGGGAUUUCACGAGAUUUCGACGGUGUUUACAGCUUUAGCCCCGCACAGAUCUCUAGAUGUGCUUUGCGGGGAUCUCAAACUUUCCAAUGCAUCGAUUUAUGAGUAAAGACCCUAUUUGUACUACUGUAGAAGUUUGAUAACAAUCCAGGCAUUAAAGUUUGUAAGUAGUUACACCAGGAGUUUAUUAAAAUAAACACUUACCUGAUGGCUUUUACUCUGCUGCUACUGCUAAAGCUGUAAACAUCGUCGAAAUCUCGUGAGAUCACUGAAAUCCCGUGUGGUCCAACGAGAUUUCGACAAUGUUUACAGCUUUAGCCCCGGAAAGAUCUCUAGAUGUGCUGUGCGGGGAUCUCAAACUUUCCAUACAUCGAUUUAUGAGUAAAGACCCUAUUUUUACUACUGGAGAAGUUUGAUAACAAUCCAGGCAUUAUUAGUGGGGUAAUUUACGAGAUACACUGGUGGGUCCGUUAGCGCCCGUACUAAGCCAUUCGGCUGAUGACUCUAACUCCACCGGUUUGCGACAAAAUGGGAGAAAAAAAAAGCGGAGCGGGUGGUUAGAUAGGCGUCAUGGUGCAUAUGACGCUAGGUCGAAAUUACGCCGAACCAUCGCUUUAAGUGCCAUAAACUAGUAGAACAGCACCAGAAACAGCACAAAAACCAACAGUGAGACACUCAACAGAUAAACCCUUCCUCUUUUUUUUUAGACACUCCAUGAGCUCUCCUCAAAUACUACCUUUUAGGACAAAACCUUUUUUAGUACAUUGUCUUUAAAUAAGCAGAUUCAUGCAGCACCCAGAGGAUAAACCUUGGUGACGUUCUGUAUUUUCUUUUAUUGUCAACCAUUUUUUAUGCAAUGACCAAAACCAGCAAUGAAUUAUCCCUAAUAUCAAGUAGUCUCCCAAACCUGAUAAAUAUAUAUAUCGUAAUAUCUGUAGUUUAUUUUGACUCAAUCACACAUUUACUGAGCCGCGUUACAACAUGAAACUUUGCGUCUGUGAGCUGUUUUUAUGAUGUCGUUACAUAUGCAACCACCACCCAAAAAAAAUACUUACAUUUUAGCUCCAUUAACGCUAAACACUCUGAGAGAAAGGCUAAAUCGCCACUACGUCGUGAACAGUUGAGUCGUGUUAAAGUGAGAUUAUGUGACCUUUUCUGACACUUUGUGGGAUAAUGCUAAACGCUACAACAGUAGGUUAAAAUGAGUCAUCGAAUCUGCAAGUAUUUGGUUUUUUAUUGUCGUUUUCAGUACUUUAUUUUUUAUUUAUUAGACUCCAGUAUUGAAUGUAGAUGUUCCUUCUUAACAAUGGAAACAGUAGAGUGAAAAAAAACAACCCAUUGAAAGCUCUUAAAGCUUCGUGUCGUCCUCCCGGGUCAAAUUGACCCCGUCUGUUUUGACUGUUCCUUCUUUCCUUCCUUCCUCCCUCCCUCCUUCUCUCUUUCUUUCCUCCCCAUUAUCUCCCUUCUUUCCUUCCUUCCUCUUUUCCUUCUUUCCUCCCUCCCUCCUCCCUUCUUUCCUUCUUUCCUUCCCUCCUUCCUUCCUUCCUUCCUCCAUCCCCCUUCCUUCCUUCCUCCCUCCUUUUCUUCCGUCUUCCUCCCUCCAGCCUUUCCUUCCUUCUUCCUCCCUUCCUUCCUCCUUCCUUUCCUUCCUUCUUCCUACCUUCCAUCCUUCCUUUCCUUCCUUCUUCCUCCCUCCUUUCCUUCCUUCUUCCUCCCUUCCUUCUUCCUCCCUCCUUUCCUUCCUUCUUCCUCCCUUCCUUGACUCGAGGACAACAGGAGGGUUAAAAUACUUGAAGAUGAGCAAUGAGUUAUGUUUUUUUAUAAAAGUACUUGGUAUCUUAAAGUUUGGUAAUAUUAUCCACCAUAAGCUAGUGAGGCUGCAGCAGCUAAAUCACUGAGUGUGUUUAAUGCUGCUAAAAAAAUGUACUUAUUGAUUUAACUUUUUAUUUGUAAGAGAACAAAAUGUGUCGUGUCUCCUCUCUACAGUUACAUGUUUUCACUGAGAGAUUACUUAUAUUUUCAUGUUAUGGGUGAACUGCUCCUUUUUCAACGUUAACGUCCAACUAACAGAAAGGGACAGAAUUCCACUUAUAAGUAAAAUCAGGUAUUUAUGCAUUAACUGCACUGACCUUGUAGAUAGUUUUAGAUUUUUAUAUGAUUAAUUAAAAGUUUUAGCGUUCAAAUAUAGUUUAAAUGUUACUAACGGGACAAGCUGAUUCGGGCCCGAGCACUACUGCAAAUGUGAGUAACCUAAUGUUUGUUUUUUUUUAUCAUUAUUCUCCGACACUGUUGCAUUUUUAAGGGGGACGGGAUGCUUGAAAACUCAGGAAAAUUGACACACAUGGAAGAAUUCGAUAUUCACGAUAGUUGAAUUUCGUGCGCUUUUUUUGUGUAUUUUACGCAAACUGUUUCAAACUCCUCCGAGAGGUUUAAUCGGAUUCAUUUGAAAUGUGGUUAGUAUAACGUUAGUCUGAAGGUUACACCAAAUUUUGACGGAAUAGUCGAUCAUUUUAGGCUAAUGUGUGGUACGCAAUAAUCGGGGGAAAAAAGCUCCGAUAUUCACGAUGGUUGAAUUUCGUGCGGUCUUUUUGUGUAUUUCACGCAAACUGUUUAAAACUUCUAGAGGUCUAAUCGGAUUAAUUUGAAAUGUGGUUAGUAUAACGUUAGUCUGAAAGUUACACCAAAUUUUGACGGAAUAGUCGAUCAUUUUAGGCUAAUGUGUGGUACGCCAUAAUGGGAAGAAAACUGCUCCGAUAUUCACGAUGGUUGAAUUUCGUGUGUUUUUUUGUGUAUUUUACGCAAACUGUUUCAAACUCCUCCGAGAGGUUUAAUCGGAUUCAUUUGAAAUGUGGUUAGUAUAACGUUAGUCUGAAGGUUACACCAAAUUUUGACAGAAUAGUCGAUCAUUUUAGGCUAAUGUGUGGUACGCAAUAAUCGGGGGAAAAAAGCUCCGAUAUUCACGAUGGUUGAAUUUCGUGCGGUCUUUUUGUGUAUUUCACGCAAACUGUUUAAAACUUCUAGAGGUCUAAUCGGAUUAAUUUGAAAUGUGGUUAGUAUAACGUUAGUCUGAAAGUUACACCAAAUUUUGACGGAAUAGUCGAUCAUUUUAGGCUAAUGUGUGGUACGCCAUAAUGGGAAGAAAACUGCUCCGAUAUUCACGAUGGUUGAAUUUCGUGUGUUUUUUUGUGUAUUUUACGCAAACUGUUUCAAACUCCUCCUCGGGGAACUUAUCAGAUUAAUUUGAAAUGUGGUCGGACAAAUUUUGACGGAAUAGUCGAUCAUUUUAGGCCAUAAUCGGAAAAAAACUGAUCCGAUAUUCACGAUAGUUACUACGCACUGUACUUACAUCGUUUCACACAUAUUCCACAUCGGCUUUCAUUUGGAAGUUUGCCGUUUUACAUUUUAUGCUCUGAUAUUCACGAUAUUUGAAUUUUUGUGCGUUUUUUUGUGUAUUUUACGCAAAACGUUUCAAACUCCUCCUAGAGGGUUAAUCGGAUUCAUUUGAAAUGUGGUUACUAUCACGUUAGUCUUAUUGUGGUAAGACUUUUUCUAAUUUGUGGUAAAAAACUGCUCCGAUAUUCACGAUUUUUGGUACGCACCAUAUUAACAUUGUUUCACAUCUGCUUUCUUAAGCUCCCCCAAACUGGAAGUCGGACAUUCUGAAUUUUGUGUAUUUUACGCAAACUUUUUCAAAUUCUUCCUUGAGGAAUUUAUCAGAUUAAUUUUAUAUGUGGCUGGUUUAACCUUCAGACUAAUGUGAUGCUAACUUGUGAAGGAAUGGUCGUAGAUCAUGUGACAAUAAGCCAUUUUAGGCACUUUACAGGUCAACUCACAGGUCAACUCACAGAGGAUCCAACAGGUCCAUCUCAAAUUUGGAAAUCUUAAAACCUUCCUGUCACAUAGUGUGUAAUAAUCCUGAAUAUUCGGAGCUGUGUCAACCGACUGCAAAGAAAUUGAAGCAACUUAAGCAUUUUUUCUUUAAUCUUUCUUUAAUAUUUUUUAAUCUUAGUUUUUCGUCUAAAUUAAAUUGUUAGUAUCGUAUUAUUGUAUUAUCCUUUGUUGCCAUAUUUCCUCCACAUAUUGCAAAUCCUUUUUUUCUGACUUUGACAGAUCAGUUACAGAGCAAGAGCAUCAAUCAUGCAACACUAUAUGACAUAAAGUGGGAUAUUUAAAGGAUAUAUGUGCUGAUUUUUCUAUAUUUUUCUUCAUGUUUGGAUCCAAACCAACAACGAACUGAUCUACUAACAAGUAUUGCGUCUGUAACCAAAGUCUGAUAUGUCUUAUUCCUCCGCUGUUGUUCCAAAAUAAGAGUUCGGUCACAUCAGUUUGUUUAGAAACGGAAACAAAGACUAAUAACGGCGCUCGUGUUUUCAGUCUCUGAGAGUAGUUCUGUGUAAAGUUGACUCUACUGAGCAUGUGCAGAAACACGGGUCUGUUUACAGCUUCAUUAGCUUGUUGUGACAACAUCUGGACUGUGGACCACAUUAUAAACGUCUCAAAGAACCAAACCAUGACUAUAAGUAAUCUGUAACUAACUUAAUAUACUAAGAGAAUACUUUACUUGUCAGAACUCAGAUUUACAGCUCAGAGUUUCUUGCUCUCCAGCGAACCACUAGAGCAAUCGCCAACUAUUUUGAUAAUUGAUUAAUCAUUUUGAGUCAUUUUUUGUCUUGUUUCUCCUCCUCAGCUCCUAAGAUUAAUAGCAGACAUCACAUUUUCAGUCCUAGGAGAGUUGUUGUUCUGUGUCACAACAUCUGGUGUUUGUAUUACGCUCUAAAUGUCUCAAAGAACUUCAAGCGGUUGUGACACAGAACAACUCUGCUGAGACUGAAAACGUGAUCUCUGUUAUUAAUUUUAGGAGCUGAGGAGGAGAAAAAAGAAAAAAAAUGACUCAAAACGAUUAAUCAAUUAUCAAAAUAGUUAAUGACUGAAUUAAUAGUUGGUAACUAAUCGUUGCAGCUCUAGUGCUUCACCGGAAAGCAUGGAACUCAUUUUUAUCACGAGUUUCUGAACUGUAAAUCUGAGUUCUGACAAGUAAAGUAUUAUUUUAGUAUAUUAAGUUAUAGUUAUGGAUUACUUAUAGUCAGUGUUUGGUUAUUUGAGACGUUUAUAUAAUGUGGUCCACAGUCCAGAUGUUGUCAUAUGAAGCACAAAAACCUUAGGAAGCUGUAAAUAGACCCGUGUUUCUGCAGCUUUACACAGAACUACUCUCAGAGACUGAAAACACGAUCGCUGUUAUUAGUCUUUGGAGCCAUUUCUUAACAAACUAAGAUGACCAAACUCUUAAUAAUAAAGGAGUUAUUAACAACAAUGGAGAAAUACGAUAUAUCAGACUUUGGAUACACACACAGUCCUUAGUAGAUCAGUUCAUUGUUGAUUUGCCUCCAAACAUUGGCUGACAUUAAGAAAAACAUUUAAAAAAAAUGCCUGCUAUAUCUUUUUAAAUAAGCUUGAUUCUGCUCAAGAUCUGUUUGUCAGCAUUAUUCAUGUGCCAAAUCAUGUCUUUUUUAAAUUAAAAGUCGAAUUGACUUGAAUGCUUUAUAAAGAAUUAAGGUUAAUUUGUUCAAUAUUUUUUGGGAAAUCAGUUAAUUUGCUUUCUUGCCGAGAGUUCGACAAGAAGAUGGAAACCACUCUCAUGUUUGUCUGGAGACGAGAGUCAGCAUGGCUCCACUCAAAGUUUACCUCCAAAGCUCACUAAUUAACAAACUAUAUCUUAUUUUGUUUAAUCCGAAACUCUUUUGGCCUGUUUAGCAUUAAAAUUAAGAUUAGCUUUCUUAUAUUUGUUCUUUUCUAUUGUUGUUGUUGUUGUUGUUGUUGUUUAAUUGAAUCCUCUGAUGAUCUGCUCUAAAUGUUCCGUUGCCAUUUAAUAAAA
Molecule: messenger RNA, 9264 nt
Organism: Scomber scombrus (Atlantic mackerel)
Lineage: Eukaryota; Metazoa; Chordata; Actinopteri; Scombriformes; Scombridae
Gene: pigq
Product: phosphatidylinositol glycan anchor biosynthesis, class Q
Biological process (GO): GPI anchor biosynthetic process
Cellular component (GO): membrane; endoplasmic reticulum
Source: RefSeq, a predicted model, not a curated record